This is a messenger RNA of Purpureocillium lilacinum, 1251 nucleotides long. RefSeq lists its product as uncharacterized. Gene Ontology annotation, molecular function: NADPH dehydrogenase activity; NADP binding; FMN binding. Gene Ontology annotation, cellular component: intracellular anatomical structure. Lineage: Eukaryota; Fungi; Ascomycota; Sordariomycetes; Hypocreales; Ophiocordycipitaceae. The record is from RefSeq and is a predicted model, not a curated record.
AUGGGCCGCUUCGACCUCCGCAACAAGGGCCAGGCCGGCGUGCCCUUCUACACACCCGCGCAGGAACCCGCCCCGGGCACCGCCGCGGACCCGACCUCGGCCGCCACGCCGACGCUCUACAAGCCGCUGCGGAUGCGCUCCGUCGAGCUGCCCAACCGCUGGGUCGUCAGCCCCAUGUGCCAGUACUCGGCCGACGACGGCCACCUGACCGACUACCACCUGGUGCACCUGGGCCAGUACGCCCUCGGCGGCGCGGGGCUCGUCAUCGUCGAGGCCUCGGCCGUCGAGGCUCGCGGCCGCAUCUCCCCGCAGGACGCCGGCAUCUGGGCCGACUCCCACGUCGCGCCCCUGCGCCGCGUCGUCGACUUUGCCCACAGCCAGGGCGUCAAGGCCGCCAUCCAGAUCGCCCACGCCGGCCGCAAGGCGAGCACCCUGGCGCCGUGGAUCGCCGGCUCCGCGGGCAAGGUCGUCGCCGACGAGGCGCACGGCGGCUGGCCCGCCGACGUCGUGGGGCCGAGCCCCGUCCCCUACUCCGAGGACUGGGCCCCGCCGCGGGAGCUCACCGUCGAGGAGAUCCGCGGCCUGGUCAAGUCCUUUGCCGACGCGGCGGUGCGCGCCGUCGCGGCCGGCUUCGACGUCGUUGAGAUUCACGGCGCGCACGGCUACCUCAUCACCAGCUUCCUGUCUCCACUCUCCAACCAACGCACCGACGACUACGGCGGCAGCUUCGAGAACCGCACGCGGUUCCUGCGCGAGGUCGUCGCCGCCGUCCGCGCCGUCAUCCCCGCCGACAUGCCGCUGUGGGUGCGCAUCUCGGCCACCGAGUGGAUGGAGUGGGCGGGCGCGCCCUCAUGGGACCUGGAGCAGAGUCUGCGCCUCGCCCGCCUGCUGCCGGGCUGGGGCGUCGACGUCCUCGACGUCAGCAGCGGCGGCAACAACCCCAAGCAGCGCAUCGACCGCGCCCGCACCUACCAGACGGACCUGGCGCGGCGCAUCCGCACUGCCCUCCGCGACGAGGGCAGCUCCCUCAUCAUCGGCGCCGUCGGCGGCAUCGACGACGCCGCCUUCGCCAGGGACGUCGUCCAGGAGGGGCCCGAGCAGUCGGCCGACCUGGCCCUCGCCGCCAAGCAGUUCCUGCGCGACCCCCAGUUCGUCCUGCAUGCCGCUCACGAGCUCGGCGUGCCCGUCAAGUGGCCCAACCAGUACCACCGCGCCGAGCCCAAGGAGGUGCAGGCCGCGUUCAAGCUGUAG